Metarhizium brunneum ARSEF 3297 is the source of this 1665-nucleotide messenger RNA. RefSeq lists its product as uncharacterized. Gene Ontology annotation, biological process: proteolysis. The record is from RefSeq and is a predicted model, not a curated record. Lineage: Eukaryota; Fungi; Ascomycota; Sordariomycetes; Hypocreales; Clavicipitaceae. Gene Ontology annotation, molecular function: aspartic-type endopeptidase activity.
AUGAAGGUCAUUUACCUCACAUGUUGGCUCUCGAGCCCGCUACUGCUUGUUAGCAGCCAGGCUACUGCCCAACCUGGAGGGAAUUUAGAAGUUAGCGAGAUCCAGAAGAUCACGGACGCUUCUCAAGGUGGCUUCCGCCCUUUCAUUGAGUUUUCAGUUGCAGGCCAGGUCAUGAGAGGCUUGCUUGAUACAGGAAGUAGUGACUUGAAUAUUCCGAAAACGGGAAGCGAGUUCUGUCGUGGCGAAGGAGAGCAGUGUGACGGACGUACCACCGGCUUCAAAGCUGGAUCGCUCGACGUCAAUAAGAACAAAACCGACAUUCGAGACCUAAAUAUUCCCCUAAACGCAACUUUUACCGGAGGAGCCGCAUUCGUUGGUACGUUUAUCGAAAGUUCUCUUCAGGUUACUCCCGGCGGAAAAGAGGUUCCCGUGCGGAUGGGCCUCGUGGAAUCAGGAGGCGUGCCUCCCGGUCAAGUCAGCUUUCCAGUCAUGGGCAUUGGCCCAAUUCAAGGAGAAUCUGCGAAAGAUCCAUAUCCAAAUGUCCCAGCUCGGUUUAAACAAGAUGACCUAAGCAAAUCAAACGCAUAUGGCCUGUAUCUUGGAGACUUCCGAUCUCCUAACAACGGAUCUCUGGUUUGGGGUGGAUUCGACGCCGCCAAAUUCGAGGGCGAGCUUAAAGCCGCACCACUACUCAAACCCGAUGGGGAUUCUUUGCCCGCGUUUGUCGUGGAUUUUAGCUCAGUUGGCUUGGCCCCCUCCAGGGAUACAGAUCAAGGAAAUAAUUCGCAAGGACGCCCUAAUCGACAGAAAAGUGCGGUUUCCGAAUCUGACGACAGCAUACCAUGGUCAGGGGAGUUUAAGACAUCUGCAUUCACGAGUCGCCGUCUAGAUAACGCCCGAGUCCCAUCAUAUGCGCACACCUCACAGAGCCUAUCAACACGUGAUUUACUACAGCGACAGCAGAGGGGAAAUCUGCUCUCCAACGAUGCACCCCCGGUAGCAUGGCUUGAUACCGGUGUGCCUGAAAUCAUCCUCUCCGGUGGAACAUUGGAUGCAUUGGGGCGGAGGCUGGGCGCGCGACCUGGGCCGCAAGGCGAGUUCCUUGCGGACUGUAACCGUAUACGCGGUAUGGAUCUAACGCUUGGAAUGAAUCAAGACAAUGUUCAAGUGAGGGUGCCUCUUGAUUCCAUCAUUGUUGCACCUGAUCCUGGAAGUGGUGCAGGAGAGCCCGGCAAUGCUGGACGUGGGAAUUCAAGACAGCCUCAGAGAGGCAGAAAUCAGCGAGGUCCCAAUAAGGGCCAGAAUAAUGGGAAGGGCCGCGGAGGCAAUCGGCAGGGCGGCAAUCAGCAGGGCGGCAAUCAGCAGGGCGGCAAUCAGCAGGGCGGCAAUCAGCAGGGCGGCAAUACCCCCAAUGGUAAUGGUCAAGGAGGUAAUGAUAAUAUCGGCAGCGGCACCUCGCCGGGCGCUGGUGCCGGGACUUGUCAACUCGCCAUAGCUCCAGUUCAGGGCAACGGACCUACAGAUAUUCCUGUUCUUGGAGCACCAGCACUACAGAGUAUGUAUGUUGUGUUUGACAUGGAUUCCAAGGCCCUGAUGAUAGCCCAAGCGAAGAUGAACGAGACGAGGACUGAUAUACGAGAGUACAUUCCAGGAGGUGGAAGCUAA